Messenger RNA from Centropristis striata (black sea bass), 6077 nucleotides. It is a transcript of the gene prkcaa, whose product is annotated as protein kinase C, alpha, a. Lineage: Eukaryota; Metazoa; Chordata; Actinopteri; Perciformes; Serranidae. Bases 181 to 2223 code for a protein of 680 amino acids. Gene Ontology annotation, biological process: protein phosphorylation. The record is from RefSeq and is a predicted model, not a curated record. The transcript is spliced from 18 exons. Gene Ontology annotation, molecular function: diacylglycerol-dependent serine/threonine kinase activity; ATP binding; zinc ion binding.
AGUGAAUAUCGACAGGCAGGGAAAGCCCUCAGACAGUAAGUACAGUGUCUCGGGUGAAGACCGCCGCUCCGCUCUCUGCUGGCUCCACACUGAGGGCUGCGCCUCUAAACGGACUGAAAAAAAAAACUCCAACACAGCAAGGCAAAAAAGCUGAAGCAUUGAUUUGUUUGUAGGGGGGACAUGGCUGAUGUAAGUUCAAACGAGUCGUCCACCGCGGACGUGGCGAAUAGGUUUGCUCGCAAAGGUGCUUUGAGGCAAAAAAACGUCCACGAAGUCAAGAACCACAAAUUCACAGCCAGGUUCUUCAAGCAGCCGACUUUCUGCAGCCACUGCACCGACUUCAUCUGGGGGUUUGGAAAGCAAGGAUUCCAGUGCCAAGUUUGCUGUUUUGUGGUCCACAAGAGGUGCCAUGAAUUAGUCACAUUCAGCUGCCCAGGGGCAGAUAAGGGGCCCGACACAGACGAUCCCAGAACGAAGCACAAGUUCAAGAUCCACACCUAUGGGAGCCCCACCUUCUGUGACCACUGUGGCUCUCUGCUCUAUGGUCUCAUCCACCAGGGCAUGAAGUGCGACUCCUGCGAUAUGAAUGUCCAUAAACAGUGUGUUAUGAACGUGCCCAGCCUGUGUGGAACCGAUCACACCGAAAGGAGGGGGCGUCUUUUCCUCAAGUGUGAGGUCACUGUGGAUAAGCUGCAGGUCACAGUGGGUGAAGGCAAAAACUUGAUUCCCAUGGACCCCAAUGGCCUGUCUGACCCUUAUGUCAAGCUCAAGCUCAUACCAGACCCCAAAAAUGAGACCAAGCAGAAGACCAAAACCAUCCGCUCCAACCUCAACCCCAAAUGGAACGAGACCUUUAACUUCAAGCUGAAGGCUACAGAUAAGGACCGCCGGCUGUCCGUGGAGGUGUGGGACUGGGACAGGACCACCAGGAAUGACUUCAUGGGUGCCCUUUCCUUUGGAGUAUCAGAGCUCAUGAAGGCUCCAGUCUGUGGCUGGUAUAAGUUGUUGUGCCAGGAGGAGGGGGAGUACUACAAUGUUCCCAUCUCAGAGGAAGAUGACGGGAAUGAGGAACUCAGGCAGAAAUUUGAGGAUUGCCAAAUUAACUUUAGUCUAAAGAAAGCCAAGCUAGGCCCAGGUAAGAAGGUGAUCACCGAGACUGACGACAGCCACUCCAGUCAGCUGCCCAACAACAACCUGGACCAGGUCAAACUCGGCGACUUCUCUUUCCUGGCUGUGCUGGGGAAAGGGAGCUUCGGGAAGGUCAUGCUGGCAGAGAUGAGGGCCACUGACGAGCUGUAUGCAAUAAAGAUCCUGAAGAAGGACGUGGUGAUCCAGGACGAUGACGUGGAAUGUACCAUGGUGGAGAAGAGAGUCCUGGCCCAGCAGGACAAGCCGCCCUUCCUCACACAUCUCCACUCGUGCUUCCAGACUGUGGACCGUCUGUACUUUGUCAUGGAGUAUGUGAAUGGGGGAGACCUCAUGUACCAUAUCCAACAAGUUGGCAAGUUCAAGGAACCUCAGGCAGUGUUCUAUGCAGCAGAGAUCGCUGUUGGUCUCUUCUUCCUGCACCUUAAAGGAGUCAUCUACAGGGAUCUGAAGUUGGACAAUGUGAUGCUGGACUCUGAGGGACACAUUAAGAUUGCAGACUUUGGCAUGUGUAAAGAGAACAUGAUAGAAGGAGUGACCACGCGCACCUUCUGCGGCACUCCAGACUACAUAGCCCCAGAGAUCAUUGCAUAUCAGCCAUAUGGACGCUCUGUAGACUGGUGGGCAUAUGGAGUUCUGCUCUACGAAAUGCUGGCAGGACAGCCUCCAUUUGAUGGUGAGGAUGAAGACGAGUUGUUCCAGUCCAUCAUGGAGCACAACGUGUCCUACCCAAAGUCCCUGUCCAAAGAAGCUGUCUCCAUCUGCAAAGGGCUGAUGACCAAACACCCGUCCAAGCGUCUGGGCUGCGGCCUUGAGGGAGAGAGGGACAUCAGAGAACACGCCUUCUUCAGACGUAUCGACUGGGAACGCCUCCAGAACAGGGAAAUACAGCCGCCCUUCAAGCCCAAAGUGUGUGGCAAAGCAGCAGAGAACUUUGACAAGUUCUUCACACGCACCCAGCCCCAGCUCACACCGCCCGACGAGCUCGUUAUCGCCAACAUCGACCAGGCUGAGUUUGCAGGGUUCUCUUUCAUCAACCCACAGUUUGUACACCCAUCGCUCACUAACAGCGUAUGAGAAGGACGGGAAACCUCCCUGAAGAACCUCCCUGCUCACUGCCACCCACUUAAAGCAACCGCCAACCUGACAUCUGACCACAAUGUGAUGAAGGCCCACUAUAAAACCUUUAUCUAUUGGUUUUAUUCAUAAGCAUUCUAGGGCAUACCUAUAUGUUCUUUACAAUAUAUUUGCCAGUAUAAAUUCUAUACAUUAGAUUGGUUCUCUGCCAUUACAAGAAAUAAUUUCCUUUCCUUAAUGAUGAGCAUGCACUGUAGACUAGGAUGUCCUUCCUUAACGCUGCAAUUUGUAAUGAAGGUUAGCCAUAACUAGAGGCACUGAGACAGAAGGCUGUCAGGCCUUAUUUAUCUUGAAGAGUACAUGAUGAAAAGAAUAAAUUAAUAUCUGGCUGUAUAUUAUAUAAGCCAGACAAUAUUAGAUGAGCAUUAAACUAAGAUAGCAUUCAAGCCAUGGAUUAAGUGAUUCUGGAAAAUGUUUUAAUGCCUACAAAUCUCAAUGGAUUAUUAUGGUCCAAAGAUCUAGUUGGUGGUUCGCAGUUUCAAUAUAAAUAAUUAUCAGAAUUUAGAUAUUAUGUGACUGCCUGAAAAGCACUCACAUAAGGCAGUGUAGACAUUUUGCCAAAUAUGAAGGACAGGUGGUGCAGGCGUUGAUACAGCACCUUGUGAUUCAAUGUUUCCUGUAUCAUGUUUACAGUUUUCUUUGAUUUCAUGGUGAUGGUAUAAAAGUCUAUUUUAGUACAAUUUGAUUCUAGCCAGUCUCAACUUCCAGUGUGCGUAGCAAAUCAACUUAAGAACGAACAGUUGUGUAAUUAGAUAAUAUGCAGCCUGUAAAAAUGCAAAUAUGUGAGACACUUACAGAAGGGUGACAAAUUAACGGAAACCCCUAACUGAAUGAGUAGAGAAACACAAUGAAUAAAGCAACUGAUAUCCUAUAUGACAUUCUUUUUAUCUUAUAAUGAAAUAGUUAUGUACUGAUGGUGGUGGUCUCUUCCAGAAUGACAAUUCCCCAAUGUCUUAGAUGGCAAUCUCCACCACCAUCGUCAAAACACCAAAUGAGAGAAUAUCUUUUAUAAGAAUAGUCUUUAUCCCUCCAGUAGAGUUCCAGAGACUUGUCACCCAUUUGUAGGCAAGUGUCAGGGUUGGCUCCAAUUUUAAGCUUCUUAGCUUCACUGUUAUCAUCCCAUUUUACUGCUUUUAAAAGUAAUAAUUCACACGGUUAUUUUCUAGCCCUAACUUGAGCUGCAUUGUAUCCUUUCCUUGUCAAUAAUUUUGUGGACACUAUGUGGACACACAGUAAUCCGUUUAGUAAGUGGGCAGUGGUAGAACAUUCUUAUAUCUACCUUAAAAAAAGGAAGAAAAAAAAAUCAAACCUAAAACGUUUACAGUUUGUCAUGUUUUAACACUAGUCAGUGUUAACCACCGUCUCUGUCCCGAUGCCCAUAACUCCAAAGCAUCCUAUUGGUCAUAAAUGUAUCAACAAAAAACACAUUUUGAUAAACUGUUGUUUGUUUUUGGAAUAUAACAUCAUAUGAUUGUGUAUUAACCAUCCAAUGUUAUAUUGCAUACAGUAUCAUGUCCAGAAGCGUACAUAAAACACGUUUGUUAGUUUUCUUAGAUGCAGAAGUUGCAAAUCAAUAGGAGCAUUUCUUCUUACAAUGCUUUGUUAUCCUGAGAACAAACUCAUCCUUCAUUAGGAAUAUGUUUAAUUACUUUUUUGCAUCCCUUUUAGGUUCUUUAAUGUCUUUAACAAUAGAUUAGUUUUACUCUCUUAUUCUUUGUGAUCUCAUACAUAUUUUUCCAUUAGAUCAGAUACUGAUAUUUUAAUGCGUCUACUAUCUAACUCCUUUGUAAAUAAUCACAAGUUAUUUAAAAAGAGUAUAGCAAGUUACAGUUUUUAUACCAACAUAUAUCUGUUCUACUUGUUUUGGCAGAUUUAUCAAAACUUUUAUUUUCUUUAAUCAUAUUCAAUGAUUUUGACUGCAAAUUGUGUGUUGAUUGAAUGCGUGUCUGGCUGUUGACUGUCCCUCUGUAUCUGCAUGCUGUUGGUAGGCAUCAUCCAUGCACGUGAUCCGCUAAAGGCUGCAUGCUAAUAUGUAUAACAGUCCUAAGAGUUACAGUACAACCUCAAAGUGAUGCUCCACUCAAAACCUAAGUUUAGAGGUAAGAAUCAGUCCUUUGUCUUGAAAGUUUGUACCUGCUUUGUCCUUCUUGAAGAAUAAUGGCCAUAGCUUAGAUUCAUGUUGCUUCCAAAGGAGUCCAAUCGUGACAGCUUUGCAGGAAGGUGGAAAGUGUCAAAAUUCAAGCAUGUGAAUGUUUGAUACUCAAAGGAUAGAUUAAAUGUGGAGUAUCUGAAAGUAUAGCUCCAGAUUGGCCAAAUGUAAUGUGCUGUUUUUCGAGCAGCUAGACUCUUUAAAAGGUGAUAGGAAUAUUGUAACUGUACUGCACAUAAAUCAAGUUUCAAUGACAAAAGCCAUGUUUCCACUCUUAUAUUUUUUGUGAAAUUUGAAGAAAAGCUGAUUGGAAAUGGAUAAGAUCAAUGAAAAAAUAUAUUUUAAUCAAAAUUAUUCUGCGCAAACAAGUUUUUACCCUUGAUUGAGUUGGCUUUUGCCCUUCUUGAAAUGUUUGUGCAAUAAAUACAGUACAAACUACAAAAACUACAAAGUACAAACAUUUAACCAACUGAUACAGUCUGAUUCAGACUAUAUCAAUUCUAGCUGACAAAUUAAGAGCAAUUUCACCAAAUUUCCUGAAGACCAUUUUUCUCAUAUAGAUGGGUUAGAUGGCCAAGGCAACUUGUUUGGUUUCUGGUUCUCAGUAUCUAGGUCUUCUCCUCUGUUUACUUGUGGAUUACAGCCAUCUGUAGCCUCUAGCACCAAAGGGUGCUAUAGCCUAGUUUAUUAACUUUUAACCAGGUGAUGAAAACAUACCAUGAAUCCCUUUUUUUCUACAUCUAAAAAUUUCUCAAAAUUCACUUGAAAAAAUGUAAUGGAAACAGGGCUACAGUCUGGUAGAAGUCAUGAAGCAGCGAAGGCCUAAUUCUCAGGCUGAUUUGUAAACUGUGUAAAAGCAGGAACGGGAAACAACAGUGAUGUUCCCAAAAGAAUGCAGAUCACAGGGGCUAGAAAACAUAGAAUAGACAGUUAUUAUAGUUUAUAAAUCUAAAUUGAUUCUAAAACAACUUUAUAAAAGACUUUCCUGAGACGUAGACCUCGGAUCUAGAUCAGCUUUACCUUUUAUAAGGCGAUGUGGAACACUGAACCCAAAUCUGUGGUGAGUUGUGACUCACUGCUCAUUGCUAGACCAGGGGGACCACUCGCUUUUUGGUGUCCAUGAAUGCAGUUUAUGUUAUAAUCUUAAUGUUGUCCCUUUUAUUUUAUUUUUUGCUUUUGCUGUUGUCAGUUGCUGUCAGUGUGGUCAUUGUUAUUUCUCAAGCUUCUGCCUAGAAAUUCAGGAAUGUUUCAAAGGAUGUAUCACAUUAGAGAAUAUAUCAUAUCUGACUGAGAUAGGAACUAUUGAAAUGUUUGUAAUAUUUUCUCCAUGUUUUUCUAAGAGUUGUGCUCUCCUACCGUGUUUCCUAUAGUAUAUAACCUUUUGCAUGUGCCAAACCUGGAAACCGCCAGAAACCCGACAAUAGCAGCGUUGCACUAGCUGUAGUCACACAGACGACUUCUUCUUUGUGGCAGCUUCUCCCCUGUGCAGGCCUGAGAGCUGCCUGAAGCCACUCCUGCUGUACACUCUGUUGGCCACAUAACAUAUAGCAUGCUGCCAUGAGUAUACCAGUGCACAUUGUGUCAGUACGCUUAAGAUGCCAGUCAGUUCGAUAAACGACUCAUCAUACACGGUACUAGUUUUUCC